UCUUCUCUCUCCAGACACAGACUUCUUUCUCUUGUCAGAGACUCAAAAUGCAGCUUCAGACGCAAUCCUUAGGUCUCCACCUCCUCCCUUUACCGAAUCUCGCGAAACCCACCAAGGGAAACCGAUUCGAUCCCCCAAAACGAGACCUAUCUCGUCGGAUUUCCCUCCGAUGUUCUGUUUCCACGGCGUCGGACUCGGCGUCGACGACGACCCGUAAUCUCUCCUCCUCCAAUCGCAAGCCCUUAUCGGCAGAGGUUUCGAGGACAAUCAUGGAGCUUUCUUCGGUCGGAACUCUCUCCACGUUGACCCACGACGGUUGGCCUCUCGCCGUCGGCGUUCGCUUCGCCGUUGACGAAGACGGCACUCCUGUUCUCUGCCUGCAUCGGACAUUCUCGCCCGAUAAGAGGUCUGCUCUUCAUGUUCAGUUAGAGCAAUGUGGAUUAAGGACUCCCCAGUGUACGAUACAAGGCAGCAUUGGUAGGCCAGGCGAUGAUAAGGUUCUGAAGCGUCUUCGUUCUGCAUGGAGGAAGAAGUUUGGUGAAGAAGUUGAGGGUGACAAUAUGUAUGUUGUUGCAGUGGACCGUGUACUUCAAAUGGAAGACUUCAUGGAGGAUGGAGUUUGGGUUGCAUCAACAGAUUACAAAAGUGCAAGCCCUGAUCCGCUUCGAGGCGUUGCAGAAGGCAUAGUUAACGAAAUAAACGACAACAACAUGGAAGAUAUCCUCCGUUUUUGCAAUGUAUACGUCGAUCUGGAUUUCCAGGUAUCGAAGACGGGAAUGAUAUGGAUGGACAGGCUGGGGUUUGAUCUUCGGGUAUGGUCUCUAGGAGGAGAAGCGUACGAUGUAAGGAUUCCGUUUCCCGGGGAAGUAACCGACGGAAAGGGCGCAAAGUCCUCGUUCAACGGAAUGUCGCAGCUCGCGUGGGAAGUAGAGAAGAGCCAUUAUUUUCCGACAGGCUUUGACAAGGUCAAGCAGUUGAAGCCGGUGGGACGGCAAAUAACAUUGUAGAAUUGACUCGGGUCGAGCCGGGAUGGGUCGGGUAUCGAAUGCCAACUGCUUUGUUAGAUUCUGCAGUAUCACUAUUUGUUCAAAACUCCAAUCUUGAAAGGAAAAAAAAAACAGCUUUUUUUGGUUCUUCUUGUAUUGAGUUUUGGUUAAGGUACUUGCUCUCUUGUUGGAAAAUUUUCAUCUGUCUUGUAAUUGAAAUUUUGUAUUUGCUCUU
This is a messenger RNA of Tarenaya hassleriana, 1221 nucleotides long. RefSeq names its product glutamyl-tRNA reductase-binding protein, chloroplastic. The transcript is spliced from 5 exons. Lineage: Eukaryota; Viridiplantae; Streptophyta; Magnoliopsida; Brassicales; Cleomaceae. Gene Ontology annotation, cellular component: chloroplast. The record is from RefSeq and is a predicted model, not a curated record. The coding region runs from base 48 to 1007 and encodes 319 amino acids.